AUGCUGGGUCUGGAAAAGAGACCUCCGGUGAAUAAUCCUUUGCCCCGGUCCCGGUCCGAGCAAGGCCCUCGAUCUGUGAAAGCGGCUCGCUUAGGACCCAAUCGACAGACUGGAUCAGAAUCGACCUACUUUCUUGGUGCAGACCAAGACCUGUACCAGCGCUACCCCUUAAAAAAAGAGAAAGAGUUGGGCCAAGCAACUCUUGAUCCUCCCGCUCGUCCCCUGUUCGAGUUCUGGUCUGGCUGCAACCAAGCCGGAAGGUCCAAUAGUUUGAGGUCGUCCACCAAGGGAUGUAGGUCGCGUAACAAAAAGAAAAUCAAAGUCAAGAGCCAAUUUGAGUCCUAUAAUGAUAAUGAAAGCUUCAUGGCGAUGUUAGUCAUUUACCAUCCGAUGAACUACACGCAGCAAGUAAUGGCCUUUGCUUUGGGUGGGGUUUCGAUCUUAGCUACGGGAUGGUACGCGGAGAUGUUGCGAUUCUGCUACAUACUGGCAGGUUCUGUAGUCAACUGCACUUGGUCACUGGAUGCUCUGUCGGAUCCUUUGACCUCUUCGUCGAUGCGCUCCCACGCCUCGCUCUUAGGAUUGUUUAACUGUCGCAUUAAUUUGGCUAGAAAGCGGAGUUGCUCCUCUUCCGUCCUCUACAUCGUCAACUACGUAUUUUGCAGCGUCUUCCACAGCAUCGCAGCGUGCUGGGAAUGUGACGCUCUCUUUCCUGCCACUCUUUUGAGUUACGGAGCUCUUGAUACUUCCUACGUUCUUCCUCGUCGACUGCAUUCCAAACUUCAUCUUGCGAGACCUCGUAGUUUUGAUCUUCCACGCCUUGACCCUGCGGGGGGACUACGGGAGGGUGCCGCUAUUCCUUACAUUAGUAAGGAAGACUCAAUACGCCUUGAAAAGCAUUUCGUGGGUUCUUCUUCCGGAGAACUUAUAGCUUUGUUUAGAGAGUACCUUCCUUUUCCAAUCGGCAUAUGGAAGCAAAUCUUUCUCUUGUAUACUGGUACUUGGGACCCUAUAGAUGAAGAUAUGGUAUCUCUGGAUCCCCUUGCAUUUCAUUCAGAAGAGGAACCUUAUAAAGAUCGUAUUGAUUCUUAUCAAAGAAAGACAGGAUUAACCGAGGCCGUUCAAACAGGCACAGGGCAACUAAACGGCAUUCCCGUAUGUGUGCUUCCGGAGGAGCGCGCAUGCAAGAAGGAUCUGAAAGAGAUGCAAAUGGCUAAAAUAUCUUCUGCUUUAUAUGAUUAUCAAUCGAAUCAAAAGUGA
This is a messenger RNA of Striga asiatica, 1260 nucleotides long. Lineage: Eukaryota; Viridiplantae; Streptophyta; Magnoliopsida; Lamiales; Orobanchaceae. The record is from the annotation of a GenBank genome assembly.